Molecule: messenger RNA, 7677 nt
Organism: Acytostelium subglobosum LB1
Lineage: Eukaryota; Evosea; Eumycetozoa; Acytosteliales; Acytosteliaceae
Exons: 4
Coding region: 1-7677 (2558 amino acids)
Biological process (GO): protein phosphorylation
Molecular function (GO): guanyl-nucleotide exchange factor activity; ATP binding; protein binding
Source: RefSeq, a predicted model, not a curated record
AUGAUGGACAAGAAGGACAAGAUAAAGGAUAAGGACAAGUUCAAGGAUGGCAAGAGCAAGAAGGAGAGAGAUAAGAAGGCAAAGGAGAUAAGAAAAGAGAUUGACAAGGAGCGUGAUAAGGAGCGUGAUAGAGAGAAGGAACGUGAAAAGUUGGAGAGGAAGGAGGAGAAGUUACAAGAGAAGCAUGAUAAGAGUGACAAGCAUGAUAAGGGUGAUAAGGAUAGUGGCUCAAGUAUAUUCUCAAAGAUGGGCAGUAAGAUGGUCCAAACAAUAUCGAGUAUCUCAACUCCUUUGACAUCUUCUUCGACGACCACGACCGCAUCCGACAAGCCACCUGGCAAUAAUGUUGAGAAUCAUAAGAAGGUGUUGGACUUUUGGCAACAGAAUGUUGCCACGCCUGCCCCCACAUCGGCCACCCCAACAACAGUAUCAUCAUCGACAAUAUCAGUGUCACAGGGCGUUGUUGGAAACAACUCGUCAACAUCAUCAGUUGGCCACUCAUCAUCGCCAAGUGGCCAUGCUGGUGCAUCAUUUGCCACGAAUGGCCAUUCGGCCACGACUUCAGUGUCGCCGGUCAAGCAUGCCACGCCCAGUCCAUCCAACUCCUCGCCUCCAUCCCAUUCAAACAACAACAGCAAACAGCAUGCCAAGGACGACAACAACACAUCAACAACAUCAUCCAAUAUCUCAUCUACUCCAUCCUCAACUUCAUCUUCCACCUCUGCUUCAGCCCAAGCCACAUCAGCCGCGGCGGCAUCAAUCCCAACAUCUGAUGACUCUAAGAAGGUCGUCCAGCAACUGGUACAAUAUACUACAGCCUAUGCCGACAGCAUCAAGGCGAUGCUUGAUAUCUUUUACCAGCCUCUCAAGAAGAAUGAGCAGGUGAUUACACAUGACGAGUUGCGCAGAGUCUUCCUCGAGGUGGACUCCAUCCACAGCAUCGCCAGCUCACUCGUGGACGACCUCCAAAAGUGUCUCCACUCAUCAUCAUCCCUUCAUUCCAAUCUACUAUCUAUCCUAACUCAAUAUAUGGUACACAUGAAGAAAUACAAACAAUAUGCAUUGUUGUACAAUUAUAGUAUCGCUGCACUUUGUUCAUUGUCGUUCAAUAACACUCGCUUCGAUCAUUUUGUAAAGAAUGCUGAGCAGAAGAUGCAGUCGGAGCAUGGAUUCAAACUGGCUCCAAUAGUGGACUUGCCAAACUCUGGUGUGAUGAAGCCUGUAUUGUUGUCCGAGAUAUUUGGUGUCAACUACGAAGUUGCUACGACGCUCAAGGCCGGCCUGUCCAACCUGCGCCGCACCGGACUCAAUGCGUCCAACCCCUCGCGCCACACCACCGACUAUGCCUACUACAGCCUGCCAUCACUGUUGGUGUUACCAGUGCACUGGAUGGCACGAUUCAAUGGCAGUAUCAAACAAUUGGCUGAUACAUUGUCAUCAUCAUCCCAGCAGGGCAAGGCAUCGACAACAUCACCAGAACUCGCACGAUCAUACAUGAAGCUCUACGAUCAGUUUGGCACCAUCAUCAAAGAGGUAGUACUAGACUCGAACAACAUCAACAAGGUCAUAUCGAUAUCCAACUCUAUUAAGUCAACUACAAUAGGUUUGUUUAAUAGCGCGGACUUUGUAAAGGGUCGUAGGUUCUUGAAGGAGGGUAGCCUCACUGAACAGUACAAUAAUCAACGAACUACCUAUCAUACAUUCUUAUUCUCCGACAUUAUACUAUUCACUGAGAAGGUGGAUGACGUCCCACCUCAUUCCAAUAUAAAUCUAAUAGCCUACGAAGGCUGUCUACACCUCCUCAAAAAGAUGGAGAAGGUGUCCAACAUCCAGGUCGAUGAUUCCGAGCUUGGCUUUGAGUAUCGCAAGGGAUUCCAAAUCAAGAAUAGGGAGGUCUCCAUGCUAUAUAUGGCAGCGUCAGAGAAGGACAAGGGAGAGUGGAUGCAAAAGUUCACACAGGCUACAAAGAAGGAGGCUACUUCGGCUUUGACUCAGGGCCAGCAACAACAGCAGCAGGAGGACAGCGAUGAGGAUGAUGGCGCAAAGGACAUUCAAACGAUAAUGAGGUCCAUCUUGAGUGGGCAGCGAUCAAAGUUCGAACUUAGCAAGUCAUUGCUAAAGACCGGCGACAAAGCACAAGUGUUUGCUCAGUUGUCCUCGACAAGCUUCAUCACACAUCUCAGUUUCGCGCCCAACACCAUGAGCGAGAAGUUGAUCAAUCUGUUGGUGGGCUUCCUCGUGGCCAGUCGAUCGAUCACCAAUCUGGACCUGUCUCAAAACUCGCUCACCCCGUCAAUGACCGUGGCCAUUGGUGAUGCGUUGCGCUUCAAUCAAUCAUUGUCGCAACUCGAUCUCAAUGAGUGCCAGAUCAACAACGCCGGCGUGGCCAGCCUCGUGGACGGCAUCAUCUCACAUCCAUCACUGUCCAUCGUCAGUUUGAAUGGCAAUGCGAUCACAUCGGUCACACAUUUGGCACGUCUGGUGCGCCACUCACACACACUGCAGACUCUCAGUCUCGAGGACAAGGCCUUGUCCAUGGCCGCAGUGACCGAGUUGCUGGACGUCUGGCUGGCCAGCCACACGACCCAGCUCUCAUGUCUGAUCUUUGCCGCGAUGCCAGGCGACUAUGAAGAGCGCGCCAAGGUCAAGGCUGCACAGAUCACCGCCCGACAGGACUCAAGAAAACGUCGCGAGUUGAUACAAAAGGCCGCUCCGGCAGCCCACCCCAAGACACUGCUGGACCUCGGACAUUUGAACGUGCCCGAGAUCACACUGUCCUACAUCAACAAGGUGUUGAACGCGCACCUUGACAACAAGAGAUUGAGUGACAUCACCGAGUUGUACCUGGACUCCAACUGCAUCACGACCGUGCCCACCACGUUGUUCAAGGAGCUGGGGCGCCUCCAUGUGCUGGAUCUGUCGUCCAACCAGCUGACUGCGCUACCCAAUGAGAUUGGCGAACUGCGCGAGCUUCGUCGUCUGAACGUUGCGCACAAUGACCUAUCAGUGCUGCCCACGGGCAUCCAGCAGUUGGCCAAACUCGAGCAUCUGGACAUCAGUUUCAAUGUGAUCGAGUCCAUCCCCGACGACACAUUCACGCUUCUCACAGGUCUGCGAACAUUGAUGAUGCAACGAAACUUCUUUAGUCGCCUGCCCUCAGCCAUGUUUGCCAGCCUCAAGUCGCUCCAGGCAGGCUCAUUCUCGAUCAAUGGCGCGCCAUGCUUCCACCCGGUAAAGCAAAAGAUCAUCGAAGCGUGGGCCACGCGUGUCGUGCGUCUCGACCUGUCCGACUCCAACAUCUCAUGUCUUCCACUCGAGAUUGGCAACAUCGCGUCGCUGACUGAUCUCAACAUCAGCCAGAACAGGAUCAAGAGCCUCCCGCCCCAGAUCAGUCGUCUGGCUAGCCUGUCCGUGCUGGACAUCUCGUACAACCAGCUCACAGAGCUCCCGUGGCAGAUGUCGCGUCUGCGUCUCAAGUCGAUGUGUGUGGCGGGCAACCCCUUUGCCACCGAGGCCAAGUACGACGAUGUUCUCGUGGAGGACCAGUUGAUCGCGCUGUUCAGUCGUCUGCGCGGUCAGAUCAUUCGCGACACACCCUGCAUGCGCAUGAAGCUUAUGCUCGUGGGCCAGGAGAAUGUGGGCAAGACAUCGAUCGCCAAGUGUCUCAAGAAGGAUGUGGCGCCCGUGGCCGUCACCCAGAUCCUUCGCAAGGGUCUGGGCCUGGGCCUCAGCUCCAAGAAGAAGCAAGCAUCAUCAGAUGCCGACUCACAGUUUGGAAUCAAUCCACUCAACACGACGAUGAACUUGUCCACUGAUGGCAUUGACAUGGAGGUAUGGCGUCCCAGCGCCUCGUCCCAGGACGACGCCUCAUCGCCACCCGUUACAUUCAACUUGUGGGACUUUGCCGGCCAGGAGGUUUAUUACUCCACGCAUCAAUUCUUCAUCUCGUCGCGCUCCCUCUUUGUUGUCGUUUUCAACAUGGUUACCUUCCUCCAACAGCAGGACGACGCACGUGUAUCAUACUGGCUGCAAUGUAUCGAGGCCUGGGGCGGCGACGCGCAGGUUGUCCUCGUGGGCACGCAUCUCGACGAGUUGACCUCGGGCCAGGAGGAGCGCAUCCAGGCUGAGAUCGACUCAAAGUUCUGUGCGGCCUUCCCCUCGAUCAAGGGCUUCCUGGCCGUCAGCUGCAAGACGUCCAAGAACAUCAACAAGCUCCAGGCGCUGCUGGUCAAGGUCGGACGCGCAGAGAAGAAGCUCGGACAGAGUCAUCCACAGUCAUUCACACAGCUCGAGUCACUCAUUGUCAAUGAACGCGAGAUGAACAACCCUCCCAUCAUCACCAAGCACGAGUUCCUGGCGAUGGCCGAGCAAUGUGGUAUCACGGCCGACCAGGUACCCAAAGCCUCGCACUUCCUCAAGGAGCUGGGCAUCAUCGUGUACUUUGAUGACGACAAGUCGGGCCUGGACGCGUUCGUUUUUAUCGACCCGCCCUGGCUCACGCGUCUCCUGGCCACGCUGAUCACAAGCAAGCCAAACUUUGUCCAGGCCGGUGUGCUGGAGCAAUCCAACUUGCAUCAGAUCUGGAAGGCACCAGACUUCCCACACCAUCUCCAUCAUGUGCUCUUGGCCAUACUCCAGCGCUUUGAGAUCGUGCAUCCGCUGCCCGAUCCCAAGUUCAUCAACACCACGCCCAUCCCGAGCAAGAGCUCUGCGCAGCGUGUUGGCGGACCAAUCACCACUGGUGCGUCCACUGGCGGCAUUUCAAAGUUGCGCUCAACUUUCUCCAGUCCAUCUCCAGUGUCGGCCUCGGCGCCAGUCACGCCUAGCCCCUCGCCAUCCGGGUCAAAGGCCAGCCUCAGUUCAUUCAACAGGUCACCAACAUCAUCGUUCAAGGGCAUUCCUUCGUCCUCCACCGGUGGCGCCAUUGGCCUGCCCGCAUCCUCGCCAUCACAUCAGACGACACUCAUUGCCAAGGUUGGCGCCAAACAUCUGGUCCCCGUCCUACUUAGCGAGGAGCGUCCAAGCGCACUAGAGCGCACAAUGGAUGAGUUGAAACGCGAGUCCACAGUGCUGGAGCGUGUGUACCAGUUCGAGUUCUUCCCCGUGGGUAUGUUCUCCAAGUUGAUGAUCCGUAUCAUGCACUUCACCACAGUGAAGGAGUUCUGGAAACAUGGUCUGUUGGUUGAACGUGAGCAAGCCACAUCGCUGAUCGAGGCGCAUGCCAAUCAAGUGUCCAUUCGCGCAUGGGGCAAGUCAGCCGCCACCAUACUUCGAUUCAUAAUGGAGACAGCCGAGGUGCUGCUCGACGGAUGGUACAAGCUCAGCUAUCAGUUGCUCGUUGUGUGUAGCUGCAGCAACUGUCGUAGCGUCAAUGGUAUGGCCGCCGGACUGCCAUCCCGUGCACACGGCUCGUCCAACAACAGCUCAUCCGAGUCACUGGGCGAGCUGAUCCAGCCCCAGCUCCAACAACAGCUCACUCAUCAACUAUCACAGACCAACUUGAAUAGUAGCCGCGAGGGCCUGUCCACCAGCCCGCUGUCCACCUCAUUCGACUCGGAGGCCGAUGGCGAGGACAUUGAAGCCGACUCGAUCUCACCUGGCGGCACACUCAAGCCCAACAAGCGAUACAAGAAGAAUGGCACGCCCAAGUUCCUGUCGCUCUACAACAAGAACAAGAUGUCCAAGCAUACCAAAUCCUUUGUUGGCGGUGGCAGCCCAUCAAUGUCGUCGGCCGCAGCCAACCGACCAAACGACCUGCGAACGAUGUAUCCCUACGACGACUGCCAGCGAGCGAUCAUUGGCAAGCGCACCGAGGUGUUGUGUCGAUCGCCCAUUACUGGCGAGGAGAAGAUGGUUAAGCUCGAGACCUUGGUGCCUGAGCUGCUACUCACGGAUCUGGGCGCCAACUUCACCAUCCAGUACAAAGAGCUGGAGAUCAUUGAGAAGAUUGGCGAGGGUGGCUUUGGAACGGUGUUCAAGGGCCGUCUACGCGGCCAGCUCGUGGCCAUCAAACAGCUGGUGCUCGAGGGUGGCGAGAAUGUAGAGAACGUGUUCCGCGAGUUCACUCGCGAGGUUUGGCUUUCAAACACACUCAAUCAAAAGUCGAUCGUCACUCUCAAGGCCUGCUGUCUGGAUCCAUGCUGUCUCGUGAUGGAGUACAUACCCAAUGGCAACCUGCAUGACUUCUUGCGCAAGCAGCCACAGGCCGUAUGGUCUAUCCGCAUCAAGAUCGCGCUCAAUAUUGCUGGCGCCAUCCAAUAUCUCCACGAGUUCACGCCAAAGAUCUGUCAUCGCGACCUCAAGUCACCAAACAUCUUGAUGCUGGGCGAUCUGUCAGACCGCGCGGAUGUUGUAUGCAAGGUAUCGGACUUUGGUGAGUCGCGUGCUGUGGUCACCUCAGCACUCGGUCGCGACAAGUUGUCCAACCCGAUCUGGCUGGCUCCAGAGAUCAUGCGUGGCCAAGAGUACACAGAGAAGGCAGACGUCUACAGCUUUGGCAUUAUCCUCUGGGAGAUACUCACUGGUAUGCUGCCAUUCGAUGAGUAUCCAGUGGCCCGAUCCCAGUUCAUUUCCCAGCUUGAGGAUGCAAUUUGUGAGGGCAUGCGUCCGACCAUCCCAGCCGCUGCCCCUGCCGCAUUCGCAUCACUCAUCCAAGACUGCUGGCACAAGGAGCCACAAUCAAGACCAACCUUUGCCCAGAUAUCACAGCGUCUAAUGGCCAUCAAGGAGCAGAAUCUCAAGUAUGUUGUUCCUAUCCCAUCAUCGUCAACCCCUGCUGCCUCUAGUCCUUUUGCCGCCGCACCAACACCCGCUGCGGCUGCCGCGCCAUCCAAUCCAGCCCCAAGGCCAAUCAUGCAAAGACCAUCAUCCCCUGCACCAGGCCAACAGGCCCCAAUCAGUGUUGCUCCAAGACCAAUGAUGCAGAGACCUGCAUCACCAGCACCAGGCGCACAAUCACCAAUCAGUGUUGCCCCAAGACCAAUGAUGCAGAGGCCGGCGUCCCCAGCACCAGGAGCAACAGCACCUCUCAGCGCAGUUCCACAAUCGAUUCGCAAACCAAUCGAACGAUCAUCAUCAUCACCUGUGAUUGUUAAUUCGCCAAUGGCACCAUCUGGAGUGUCUGGUCUCGCAGCUGGCAGUGUUGCCACACUACCACCCAUGACACCAACAACUGGCUCGACUGCCAAGCCUCCCAUGACACCACCAUCAAAGCCACUUCCAGCCAAGCCUCCAUUGAAGCCAGCAUUGAGCUUCACCAAGCCACUGCCAUUGAUCAGACCAGACACCAGUACAUCAUCAGCGCCAUCACCAUCCUCUGUGACGCCACCCAAGACACCAGUCACAUUAUCACCAGUUAGCGGAUCAUCAUCUCAGGCAUCUUCACCAAGUGGCGGAUCACCUAGUAUGCCACCAACAGUUCCAAUCAAACCUCCACAUCUCAAGUCACCAAGUAUUCUAAAGUUGUCCGCUCCAAGUGAUAACACUGUAUCAUCAACAUCUUCAGCAUCAUCUGUCACACCUAUAUCGAACCAAACAACUGGGACACUACCACCUCGACCAUCAUUACUCCCUCCAAAGCCCUUACCAAGCACACUUAAAUCUAUGCCAGUCUCCUCCUCCACCUCCUCGAGCUCUUCAACAACACCCAACUUCCUCAGACCUACUGGUCAUAAAUAA